CAGGCGCGCGCGCCGCUGCUUCUGGCCGGGCGCGGGUCGUGGUGCACCACGGGAGCGCCGCACCGGCCGGCAUGGAGGAGCGCGGCGAUUCCGAGCCGACCCCCGGCUGCAGCGGCCUGGGUCCGGGCGGUGUUCGCGGCUUUGGCGACGGCGGUGGAGCUCCUUCGUGGGCCCCUGAGGACGCCUGGAUGGGCACUCACCCUAAGUAUCUAGAAAUGAUGGAAUUAGAUAUAGGAGAUGCCACCCAAGUUUAUGUAGCGUUCUUGGUUUACCUGGACCUCAUGGAAAGCAAAAGCUGGCAUGAAGUAAACUGUGUAGGAUUACCAGAACUCCAGCUCAUCUGCCUUGUUGGUACUGAGAUAGAAGGGGAGGGGUUACAGACUGUGGUGCCUACCCCCAUCACUGCUUCCCUCAGCCAUAACAGAAUCAGCUUGUCAAUAUCUACAAAACAACAUGCUGGGAUUUUGAAUGGGAUUGCACUUGUAGAUCACAUUGAGAAGAAUUGGUAUCCAGGAACAUGGACUGUCUCUCCAUUUGUUUAGAUCUCCUUUGAUUUCUUUCAUCAGAGUUUUACAGUUUUCCUCACAUAGAUCCUAUAAAUAUUUUGUUAGAUUUAUACCUAAAUAUUUAUCUUUUAUGAUGCUAAUGUAAAUGGUGUUUUGUUUUUAAUUUCAAAUUCCAAUUGUUUAUUGCUGAUAUGUAGGAAUACAGUGGACUUUUGUAUAUUAUCCUUGUAUCCUGUAACCUUGCUAUAAUCUCUUAGUUUUUAUUCUUCCAUUUUCUCAUACCCCCAAAUUAAUUUAUCAGUAAACCCUGUCAAUUCCUUAAAAUUACAUCCAGAAUCUGUCCAUUUCUUACCACUUACACUACAACUGUUACCACUCUGGCUUAAGCUGCUAUUAUCUCACCUCCUGGACCUACUAAGUGGUCCUCCUUUAAAACACUUGGUAUAUUAAUGCUACUCAACAUAUUUCAUAUUUGGUUUUCUUUGAUUAUCUACUGUCUGUUUUCCUCCACUAGAAAGUAAGUUCCCUGAAAGUGAGAACUUGGUUUUGUUUAUUGGUAUAUCCCUGGGGUCUAACCUGGUACCUGGUACAUGGUGCUACGUAAGUAUUUGUUGAAAGAUUGGGUAAGCUAUCUUAGGCUACUGUGUUCCUGCAGCAGAGACUUCCUAAUUAAUACCUUAAAGAACAUAAGAAUAUACUAUAAGCAACCUUUUAAGAGUUUCCAAAAAAUUAGAAUGUCUGCAAAAUCUGCCAGGCACAGUGGCUCACGCCUGUAAUCCCAGCACUUUGGGAGGCUGAGGUGGGCAGAUCACCUGAGGUCAGGAGUUUGAUACCAGCCUGGCCAACACGGCAAAACCCCGUCUCUACUAAAAAUACAAAAAAUUAGCUGGGUGUGGUGGUGUGUGCCUGUAGUCCCAGCUACUUGGGAGGCCUAGUGAGGCAAGAGAAUCGCUUGAACCCAGGAGGUGGAGGUUGCAGUGAGCCAAGGUCACACCACUGUGCUCCAGUCUGGGUGACAGAGUGAGACUCUCUCUCAAAAAAAAAAAAAAAAAAAAAAAAGAAAUAUAUAUAUAUAUAUAUAUGUACAUAUGUAUGUAUCUGCAAAAUCCAUCCACUUGCAGGAUUUAUCACCAUUUUCCACGCUUUGCAUUGUAACCUGCCAAUAUUAUGAAUAGCCUCUUUACUUUUUAGUUGAAGUUUUUUUCAUUUAUAUUCUCUCUGCCCUUUUACCCCUCUUUUUCCCUAGUGCCUUGGGAAAAGGACUUAUAUUAAUUCUGGAGUAGAGGGUUACUAGAACUAGUUAUUUCUUUAGAACAUCUCUGAAGAUAUUCUUAGUUAUGAGAUUUAAUCCUCAAAUGCUACAUACUUUCUUGAAGGACCGUCCAUUAUUAUUUCCCUGUAAUUGAAAAAUAUUUCCACUUUCUGAAAGCAUAAUCCUUAUUACAAAUUCAUUUAAUGACCACUAUUUUAUUUGAGUCCUAAAGUCUCAUAAUUGCAAAAUGACUCUGUCAUUUGGCUUCUCUGCAUAUUAGGAUGUGUGUCCUCACCUUCCCUCUGCUAGAAAUCUGCUGCUGGUGAAACCCCCAAUUCUGGCAGCUUCUUUUAACUGAUACAGCAUUUUUUUUUUCUCUUACCCUUAAACAAAAGCUUGCAGUUCAUUACAGAAUGACUUCCCACUGGGGUGGAUAGCUUCAUUGUUCAGUAAACCCCCUUGGAAUUUUAGCUGCCUUGAUUUUUUACUAGAAAGGCAUUGGCAUGAAUUUCAAGGAGGUGGUCUGUUAUCCCUGAAACUUUUCUUUGGGACUGAGCCUGUGGAUGAAUAAGGCUUCUUUGGUGCCUCUGACACCAACUUAAUUUUGCAUUAUGUUUCAGAGUUACAUUAUGGCAUGUCAUUCCAUUAUAUCAUAAUGAGGCAAAUCAAGGAAUUAUUCCCUUUUACUAAUAAGGCUAUAGCAUAUAUUAUUUGGCCACAUUGAAGAGGAUAGGAGAUACUUUCUAUGGGUUGAAAUUAAUACUACUUUUAACCCAUGAUACAUUCUAUUUCAAUAGCAUUUGAAGUUAAAAGUAAUGCGGUCUUCAACUUCUUGUCCUCUCUGUAAAUCUCCAGAGAUUACUUAGUCUCUGUUUUAGAAUCAUUACAGAAAAAUCAAUGCUAAGAUUUAUGGAAAGCAUUUAAAUGGCUUGGACUAAAGGUAUUAGCCAAAUAGUGUUAACUGUGUAUUUGCUUCAGGCUUGUUUUCAAGUUAGCUAUAUGAAGCUCUGGAAUCACUUUUUUUCAGUACACAGAGCUCCUCUAUGAACAAUUAUGAGAAAUAAAAACCUGUUGUGAGCAUCAAAUUUUGUUGCUGUUAUUAAAUAGCUAUUAUUAUUGAUACAUAUUUUUCUUUAGGUGGGAUUUUUCCCUUUAGAUAUAACUGAGUUUAAAACUUGAAACUGUUAGUAUUAAUACAUAGGUUAUAUUUUUCAUAGGUUGAUUUCUAUCCAAUAUGAACUAUAAAUAAUUUUAUCGUUUAUUGUUGUAGAUUUGUGUGAUGAAACAUACAAUAUUUCCAGUAUCUUCACAAUAUUUUUCCAAGGAACUGAGCUAUUAAAAUUUAUACAUAUAAGGAAGCAUUCUGUCAUUUCUAAAGUGAGAUUUCAAACCAUAAGCUUGUUAGAAAUUAAGUGAGAUUAUAGUAUUCUGGUGAUACUUAAAUGUUCUUGGGAUCUUUACAAUCAUAUGUGGUUUUUUAAGAACUUAAGAAUCUUUUGUUACUGUUGUUAUUAAUAGAUUGGGAAAAUAUAAUCUGUUGACUAAAAGGCAAAAUAAACAUUUUUAAGAUUUUAUGCAGUAUCCUAUAAUGGAAACAAACAAGAAAGGUCUUGUUCUUGUUUGUUGAGGAAAAGAUGAUGGCUUUGCUUUAAACAUACUUGAAAAAUCGACUAGAAGAGAUCCUGAACAAGAAACUGUGUAAGACUUCUGGAAUGUACCUUGAGUAACAGAGGCAGAUAAACUAUUUUAUUCUGUUACUAGUGAGAAGAUUCACUGGUAAUUCACAAUCACCGCCCCCUCCAACCAAAUACCAUAAACAAGGCCUCAGAAAUGGGAACUUCCAUUUCAUUUUUGACAGUGAUUUCUCUCAACUCUGAAAACAAAACCCCUUUUACAACUCUGAGUUAGUUUUCAAAUGUUAGGGUUUCCUGCAUGGGUAUUUGGGGUAAGUAUGAAAAUGUUUUGCUGCUUAAAUCAAAGAACUCUGGAAACAGAUAUAAAUUGAGAAUGGAAAAAGAGUAGUGAAUAAGAUGGAAAUUUCUAUUCUAAAUUUCACUAUAUGGGCUAGAAUUCCCAUAUAGUUUUCCUUAGUGAACACCACCCCCCCCACACACACAUACAAACACACCUUCUGAUUUAAAUAACAUUAUAUCUUCAGAAAUGGAAAAUGUGUAAAAGUUGUGUUAACAGGCUUCCUUCUUGUCUGUGUCCCAUUCUCAUCACAGUCUACCAGUUAGGGAUGUUUAGAGAAAUUUAUCUUGUGGCAUUGAAGUGGCUUUAUGUGCAUUAUAUAUUGGGUUUUAUGUAUAUUGCAUACUGUGAAGUAAUCAUGAUACAUGCUGACAACAAAAGAUGUAGAUAAGUUAAAAUUUUAGUUGAUCCAUUGUCUGUUUCUUCUUUGCCAUCUUUGUAGAAAAAAAUUAAUUCAAGAUGGACAGCCUAUAAAAAUGUAUCUUUUUCUAUUAUUAUUA
Gorilla gorilla gorilla (western lowland gorilla) is the source of this 4229-nucleotide messenger RNA. It is a transcript of the gene TSEN15, whose product is annotated as tRNA splicing endonuclease subunit 15. Gene Ontology annotation, molecular function: nucleic acid binding. Lineage: Eukaryota; Metazoa; Chordata; Mammalia; Primates; Hominidae. Gene Ontology annotation, biological process: tRNA splicing, via endonucleolytic cleavage and ligation. Bases 72 to 542 code for a protein of 156 amino acids. The record is from RefSeq and is a predicted model, not a curated record. The transcript is spliced from 4 exons.